Molecule: messenger RNA, 642 nt
Organism: Fomitiporia mediterranea MF3/22
Lineage: Eukaryota; Fungi; Basidiomycota; Agaricomycetes; Hymenochaetales; Hymenochaetaceae
Exons: 5
Coding region: 1-642 (213 amino acids)
Molecular function (GO): protein kinase activity
Source: RefSeq, a predicted model, not a curated record
AUGUCGCGCAAAUGCGCAGGUAGCGCAAUCGUUACAAUGGAGCACGGGACUGCGUUGCAGUAUGUCAUGCGGAAUCCAGCGGUUGACGUCCCCAGAUUGAUUCUUGGUAUUGCCGAAGGAGUACAGUAUCUUCAUACCAAGGGCAUUGUGCAUUCGGAUAUAAAAUCAGUCCGUUCCCUAUCUGCCUCGUGGAGAAAUGCUGUAGCUCACAUUUACCUUCAAGGACAACGUACUCAUCUCGCAGGGAGCGGAUAUAACAUAGACACGCAAAGCACGUCUGGAGGUGUGAAAGGAUCAGCACGAUGGAAUCUGACAUAUGGGCGCUCGGAACUUUUGACGAAGAAAAGACCAUAUCACGAGCUGGCUAAUGAUCUCCAGGUGAUUUCAGCGAUCUGCAAUGGAUGCCUUCCAAAGACUCCAGAGGACUUUCACACCUGGCCGCUGAGCAAUCAAUCAGCCUGGGAGCUAUGCAAUUCGUGUUGGUCAAAAGACCCCUCCGACAGGCCGGGUUUGCAAGUAAUUGUUUGGAUGCUGAAAGCAACUCGAGUAGGCAAUGUUGUGAUUAUGAAUACACAAUUAGUUUGCAGAGAGCUUGCAAGCAUGCCGUUCAACAAGGUCCGGCCAAAGGAAAUCAAUGUGUAA